AUGGCGACGCGGCGAUGCCUCCUGCGCCUCCUCACGCGCCGCCUCGUCCCCCACAGCCCGCAACCCCUCCCCACGGUCCCGAUCGCCGCCCAAACCCUAACCUCCCUCUCCCACCUCCUCGCGCCCCGCGCCGCCGCCGCCGCCUCGCUACGGCUCCUCCCCGCGCGCUCCCACUUCGCGACCCGCGCCCCCUCCGGCAGCGAGGACGACGACGACGACGACGAGGAAGCGGACGACGAGGCGCACUACGAUGACGAGGAGGGGAGCGGGGGCGAGUGGGGGGAGGGCGACGACGAGACGCCGGCGGCGAAGCCGCCCAGCGGGAAGACGGAGGAGGAGAAGCUCGCGGAGGCGUCCGAGAUCGGGUACAGGGUGGUGGGCCCGCUCGGGGCCGACGAGAAGCCAUUCAAGCCCUACGAGCCCGUCUUCGCCGUCGUCCAGAUUGGUUCGCACCAGUUCAAGGUGAGCAAUGGCGACUCCAUCUUCACGGAGAGGUUGAAGUUCUGCGAUGUGAACGACAAGUUAAUUUUGAAUCGAGUUCUCAUGCUUGGCUCACAAGCUGAAACAGUAAUUGGGAGGCCAACUCUUACUGAUGCUACUGUCCAUGCCGUGGUUGAAGAGCAUGCCUUAGAUGCAAAAGUUAUUAUAUUCAAGAAGAAAAGGAGGAAAAAUUACCGUCGAACAAAGGGACACCGUCAGGAAUUGACAAAGCUGAGAAUAACUAACAUCGAAGGAAUAGACAAGUCCUUUCUUCAACAAGAAGGCAUAGAUAAAUCAGAGAGUGCUGCUGUUGCUGCAUAAAUUAAGACGAUGAAUCAAAGGAACGUUGCUGUUUUGUGUUUAUGUCAACAAUGCCAAGCGAUCCUUGAUGCUGGUGUUACACAUUCCUCCACCCAUUCUCGAUACUUGCACGAUAUGUUGUUUUUGUGCUCAUUAACUAGCAAUGAUUGAACUGAAGCUGAAGGUCAGUUCGCAAUGUCCACAUUUUGGCCCACGGACCUGUCCACCCAUCGGUUGCGUUUCCCGCACAACACCAGUGUCUUGAAAAGUUCGUGAUUUAGAUAAUCUGAUGUGGAUCAGCCCAUGUAGUUUAUAGUUGCACUGAUUUUCUGUUCUUUUUUUAUUCCCUGUACUCCUUAUGUCUUUGAAUGGGUUCUGAUACGUCAGUCUCCAUGUGUACCGUCCCGGCCAUGAAUAAUAGAAACUGAAAUGUUCUCUCUUAA
This is a messenger RNA of Lolium rigidum, 1223 nucleotides long. Its product is annotated as 50S ribosomal protein L21, mitochondrial. Gene Ontology annotation, molecular function: RNA binding; structural constituent of ribosome. Gene Ontology annotation, biological process: translation. Lineage: Eukaryota; Viridiplantae; Streptophyta; Magnoliopsida; Poales; Poaceae. The record is from RefSeq and is a predicted model, not a curated record. The transcript has 5 exons. Gene Ontology annotation, cellular component: ribosome. The coding region runs from base 1 to 801 and encodes 266 amino acids.